AUGGCUUCUGCGAAAUGUUUCCAUGAAAUACUUGAACUUUUGAUUGGUCUGAUUGAUGAGAUUUGUACCAUCUUUUUAAGGUUGUGGCACUUGAAGUGGGAGAUUUUGCUACAGUUCGGUCCAUUCUUGAUGGUAUUUCUGGCCUUUGUCACUUUUGUCCUUUGGAAUGGAAGUGUAGUCCUUGGUGCGAAAGAAGCUCAUGCCGUCUCCCCACAUUUUGCACAGAUAAUGUAUUUUGGUCUGGUUACUGCUCUGGCCAUGGCUCCUUUGCAUCUCACUCUAGGCCGAGCUACAGCCCUGUGGAGGGCAUUCUGGAGAAUGAGACCCAUGAGUUUCAUUAAAGGGCUUGUGGUUCUUUUGGCUGGGUUUCUUGCUGUACGUUUUUUCAGCAUAGCACACCCAUAUCUCCUUGCUGACAACCGGCAUUACACUUUUUAUCUCUGGCGGAAGUUUAUUAGAGCUCAUUGGUCAAUGAAGUACAUUCUGGUUCCUUUUUAUGCUUACUCAUGGCUUUCUAUCUGCAGUAACUUGGGAAAGGUUCAAAAGAAUAUUUGGAUCUUGAUAUUUUUCUGCGCCUCUGCAGCAGUUCUCAUCCCUGCUCCAUUGAUUGAGUUCAGAUAUUAUACCGUACCAUACCUUUUUCUGAUUCUUCAUUCUCAGAUGGAGGAUGACAAAAUUUGGUUUUUUAUGGGGACCCUUUACGUAGUUGUCAAUACCUUCACAAUGCUGAUGUUUUUGUUUCGGCCUUUCCAUUGGGACCAUGAACCUGGGAUCCAGAGAUUUAUAUGGUAGCUAGUUACAAAGUAAACGUGAUGCCGAGAGAAAGGAAUGGAAGACAGCAGAAAGAAAGGCUAGACAAGCUGCUGAGCAAGAAGCAAAGAUGCCUGGGGAGAAAGAAAUUGUGAACUAGUUGCUCAGGAGCAAACCAUCAAUGGGCGUGAUUCAAGUUGUAUUGUCAGAGUAACCAUGUAUUUGAUAUGUUACAUGUGACGAGCCAAAAUGGAUAGUUUUUUACAUUUUUUAACUUCCUUGAUUUGUGUGGAAGUGACUUGUCAGUAAGAACUACAAAUUCUUUAAAUUUUAUUUUUGUAUUGUUUUUUUUGUUAUUUCAAGAGGGAAAAAAAUAUUCUAUAAGACAA
Messenger RNA from Macadamia integrifolia, 1139 nucleotides. Its product is annotated as dol-P-Glc:Glc(2)Man(9)GlcNAc(2)-PP-Dol alpha-1,2-glucosyltransferase-like. Lineage: Eukaryota; Viridiplantae; Streptophyta; Magnoliopsida; Proteales; Proteaceae. The record is from RefSeq and is a predicted model, not a curated record. The transcript is spliced from 5 exons. Gene Ontology annotation, cellular component: endoplasmic reticulum. Bases 1 to 792 code for a protein of 263 amino acids. Gene Ontology annotation, molecular function: dolichyl pyrophosphate Glc2Man9GlcNAc2 alpha-1,2-glucosyltransferase activity. Gene Ontology annotation, biological process: protein N-linked glycosylation; dolichol-linked oligosaccharide biosynthetic process.